Porites evermanni is the source of this 588-nucleotide messenger RNA. The record is from the annotation of a GenBank genome assembly. Lineage: Eukaryota; Metazoa; Cnidaria; Anthozoa; Scleractinia; Poritidae.
AUGGGCUCUUCAGUUUCUGUUGUUGUAGCAGAAAUUGUCAUGCAAAACAUCGAGGAACAAGCCCUAGCUACCUACACGCGAACUGCACCUCUUUGGUUACGUUACGUUGACGACACAUUCACCGCCGUACACAAAGACGAAAUCGACGAUUUUCACGAACACCUUAACAGACAGAACGCGGACAUACAGUUCACCAAGGAGAUCGAAAAAGAUGGUAAGAUACCUUUUCUAGACUGCUUGUUCACUCGCGACAACAACAAACUAAAAACGACUAUUUGCAGAAAACCGACACAUACCGACCGAUUACUAGACCAGUCUUCGUACAACCCGACCUCUCACAAGGCUACUACUAUCCGGACUCUGACGAGACGAGCGCAACUAGUUUGCGACUCACCUGACAGCCUACAAGACGAGACUGAUUAUCUUAACAACGUUUUUAGUAAGAACAAUUACAACACGGACUUUGUUAGACGGAACACUCACAGUAACACUGAUUUCAACACUCAGACCAACUCUGGCCCUGUUACGACAGCGACUAUACCGUACAUCAGAGGCACCUCUGAAACUAUUGCACGUAUAUUACAACCU